UUGUGAUCUAUCCCAAAAUAUAUUCUGCUUCGGCUUUUUCCAUGUGAAAAAAUAUAUACAAAUAAUAAAAAGUUUUGAGCAACGUAUCUUGCGUUCGUGUAUUUGUUGUAUAAUGGUAAAGUAUGCAACUUCUGAUAUGAAAAAUACUUCACUCAAUUUUUAAAUUGUUUUGGAGAGGUGGUAAUUUUGCAAUGACUUUUUUCUAGAUGAGGUAAAGGUUUAAAAUCUUGUGUCUUUUUUUUUAAUAAGAAAUGUGAAUUUUUUUGUGACUUUUUUUUAAUAUAAAACUCAUAACAUUUUUCUUGAGGAAAAUUGAGAAAAUCUAAAUUAAUAUGCCGAAGGAGGUGCAUCAAAUUAUUUUGUAGGACAAUCCUUGAGAGACUUUUAUUGUUAGGUCUAUUUUCUGUAACAAAUGGUAUACAGAAUGUGAGACGCACCUUUGUCUCAUCCUUCUUCUACCAGAGAAUGUUGUGUACAUGCAUCAGUUCAAUCAUUUUAGUAAGGUUUAGUACUAUAUGAACAUUCGCAAAAAUAAAUACGGAAAAAAUAUGAUCUGAAGACAAAGUAAAGCAAAGCGAUCAUCAAGAUGAAUCGAUAUGGCGAGGCUAGACUUUUCUUCUCCAAUCUACCAUCAAUGACUGAUCAUGUUGGUUUUCGUGCUACACAUUAUUCUAAUAAUCAUAUUGGUAUCCAGCCACCAUGUUGUAGAGAGUUGAUAUUCACCAUUCCAGAAAUAUUAGUGUCACCAGCAUAUGACAACAAAUCCCACUUAUUAAUUAUUGCCCAGAAAGAAUUUGCCACUUCAAACGAAUUUGUUGCAAAGCUAAACAAACUGAGAAUAAAAUUAGCAAGCAAGUUGGAAGUGGAUCCAGAGUUGUUUGAGUAUUGCUUUACAUACACACUGUAUCAAAAGGUCGCACCAUUUUGGAACAAAACAGCAUCCUUCUUAGUGAAAGGUCGAAACUUUCUGCAAGACUGUGAAAAAAUUCCAGCCCUGGGACUGGAAGUUUCAGUAACUAACAAAAUCUGCUUAGCUCUGGAACCGUUUAUGGUGAAAAUGCCUCCUGUUCAGUUGGAAGAUUUUCUUGUUGAUUUUGGACCGUUGUGGAAUUUCAAACGAAAUCCAAAAUAUGCUAUUCAAGGUUAUUCCAUUCAAGACUGUUUUUGUUACGUUCUGCCUAGUUUAAAACGAGGUCGCAUUGAUUCGAUAUCGCACACUAUACCCCGUCACGCUCCUUUCAGAAAUUAUGAAGACAUCAGACAACAUUGGAAAGUGACCUAUGGCUAUCGGUUACCGGUAGAUGAGUGCCAUUUAUUUUUCAACAUAUGUUUUGGAACAACAGUAUUUACUUAUCCGGAAUGGUGUAUUCGUUGCACCCAACCAUCUCGUUUUUUACGCUGUGAUCAUGAUGACAUCUGCAAAUCGUUUCUUCAAGACCUAGCUGCCAGAAUGCCGAAUAUGUGUCACUCUCCUUUAAAAUUUACUAAAGAAAGUUUGUUUUGGAAAAAUGAUUUUCCAACGGCGAAUAGAGGAAACCAGUUAUGUUUAGGUAAGCAGCCGUCAGCUGAACUCCAAAAAUACGUUCAACCAUUUCAGCAUGUUCGAAAUCACGUGACAACGACUUCACGGUGGAAACCCUUCCAGUAUGUCGACAUGGAAAGGGAUGGCAAAAAGUCUUUACAAAUUAGUGGAAUAUUUGCUAACAAAACAACACAAAACUUGAGAUAUCCUUCGAAUGCGAUACAAGGUUGUUCCAAGAAACAGGCUGUUGGUAGUGCCAUUCUGCCGAAUAAAAAUUAUAAUCAAGCGCGUAGUGAUGGUCAAAACAAUGCUAAGCCAAAUUUAGAACGCACACAGAAGUCAUCAAGUAUGUUAACUAAACAGACGAGUCGAAAUAUUGUGGAGAUUCCUGACUCUCCUGCAUUGGAGCAAAUUGUACCCGAUGAUUUACUUGAUAUUGAGCAGACAGGCGAGGAUGAUAAGUCCCUUCAUGAAGUCAGUAUAUGUAGAGGACCUGUGGAGAAGAAUCUCGGAGAUGGAAUUGUUGUCGUAAGUGAAGCGCUUUGUACUAAAAAUUUGGAUGAUGAAGAGAGCAUGGAAGAAGUUUCUGAAAUUGUUCCCCGGGCGCAACAUUUAUCAAAUACUUUCCCGAUCGCAAAUUCCAUGACACAGAAGAAUGGAAACACUAACGAUUUGAUUGAGUUCGCUGUUCCACAGGUGCGUGAUAAGAACCCGAACGUAUCAUGUCAUUCCACUAUUGUUAUUGAAAGUUCUAAAUUAAGAGAAUCAGCUGUACAAGCACUAAACAAAGUUGGCUCAGAAGAACCAACUGUGAGAAGUAAUAUACCUGUGGAAGAUCCAACAACUCUCGGUUGUGACACAAGUAACAGCAUCCCUGUUACAAAAGGAAUUGUUUCAAAUAAAAAGAUUGUUCCGACCUUCAAAAAAACAAAGAAGACCAUGGGGAUGUGUAAUCCUCAUGCUCAAAAUUCUUCUCAACAAAGGGUAGUACCUUCUUUUGGAAAGAAAACUAUGCCACCAGUCAACUUCUCAACGCCUCUUUGUCGGAAUGACCAGAAGAUAUUUCCAAAGUUAAGCGACGAAUACCAAGUAAGCAAGAAAAAGCCUUUUGUGUCAAAGAAAAAUAUUGAUUCGUCUGUGAAGCGAAAAUUGGGUGUUUAUGCCGGUACAGAUAACCUUCCUUCGAAUACAAAAUAUCCUAAGCAAUCAAACAUUACGCCAUCUCUAACGGUUCCCUCGUCCUGCAACGGGUUGGCAUCUGCUUCGAGACGAGUAAAUAAACUGAGUAUAAAGAAACCUGAGUGUAUUAACCCAAAGAGACAAAAAUCAUUUUGUGCAACGGCUAACCCACAUGUGUCUACUCAAGCUUUCGAUCUUGCCAUGGAAAUUCUAUCGCAAUCUUCGCAGUCGGAAAUAUCAAGUGCGAUUUUUGAUUGUAAAUUAAACACAAUAUUGCAAUCUCCCGUUAUUGCACCAAGUUCAUCACCAAUACAUAAACUUUCGUCAAGUCAACAGUGUUCUUACCAAGAAUCACAACAAACUCCUGAUUCAACCGUGGUUAAGAAGCAGCGUAGCAAGCAGCAGAUUCAAGAAAAUAUUGACGUCGAAAAAAUGGCGAGAAAUAAGCAACUAAAGAAAGUAAAUGCUGCAACGUUACGCAGUUGGUUGAGAAGUAAAGGUGUGUCGUGCAAAGCAGCUGAGAAGAAGGAAGAGAUGGUGAAAAGGACGGAGAUGUUUUUGAAUAUUUUUCAAGAAGAGCUUGUGCAUGAAGUAAAAGACUUCCUUCAAAACAACAAAAUCGAAUCCACUUGUUAACUAACGUUAGUUAAGAAAGUGACUCUGUUACGUUUGCUUCUGUUGUUUAAGAAACGACUUUUAACAAUCAGAGAAAACAAUUACCUAGUCAGUGUGUAAUAUAAUAUGUUUGUUUGUUUGUUUGUUUGUUUGUUUUGUUAACAGUUUACAAGUUUUUGUGUACAAGGAUAGGGACAGUUAACUUGAAGAAUAACAAACAUUAAUCUUAAUCCUAAAAUAUUUCGGCAAAAAACAUUGGCAAAAAAAUUGUCGGUCAGAAUCUGGACUGCUGGUUUACCAAAUUUAUGAUACACUAGCAGUGAUCUAAAUUGGUAGGAAAAGUGAAAAGCCUGAGAUCCAUGCGUUUUACAUACGUUGUAUUAUUAUUGAAAUUGAAUGUCAAUUAAAUUGAAUUUUUUAAUAAAUAAAGGUGAUUGAAUUGUCAUGUUGAAAUAUAUUUUGUGUAUUUCUUACAGUUUGAUGUACCUCCGUCCUGCAUCUUUUUUAUCGAAGUUACCUAACGACACUUGUCAACAUUCUUACAACCAAAAUACAGAAGUUAUAAACCUGCAUAUUCUACGAAACAGUUAAAGUGCAGAAAUAGCAAAUUGCUAGGGAGGGUCAAGCCAAAGUACAAAUCGUGAUUAACUUGUUUUAGGACGCCUGAUGUUAAAAAAAUAGUGUUUGCCGUUCUGAGAUUAUUUGUGAGUGUGUAUUUUAGGGAUAAUAACAAAAUUCCACUUUAUGUACUCUUCCCAAUACAUACCGGCAAAAUGAGAUGAAAAUAUGGUAUAUAUCCAAUUUACUUGCUGCCUUGCAGAGAUAUGGUCCGUAGGGGCCGGGAAAUGCCCUAAUUUGGCAUAUUUAUGCUAAUGUCAUCACUUCUUUGUUGAAUUUCAUAAAAAAUCAUGCAACUGUUUUAAAUGGUUUUCUGUUUUACUAUUUGCUGAUCAAGGAGAUAUUUCCUGUUAAAAAUAUCAUUUUUGCAGUGAACUUUUCAUAAAUUAGGGCUGAAUUUUUGUAAUCCCAUCUUUAAAUCCCAACCUAUAUAUUCUUUCAGUUCUAGGCGAGUGCUACAAACUUGGUACCCAACUAAAUUUUUUAUGUACGACUAUAGAAAAGUCGGCCUUUUCCUAACUGCGUAUGAUACCACGUGAUCGUGAAAAUCGAGAGAAGUGAGCCACAGAUCUAACAUGUCAAAAUUUAUUUUGCAUUUAAUUAAGCGAAGGAACUGGAAACGGGUUUGUCACUGACGUGUCAGACGAAAGAUGACAGUUACGAGCAUCGGCUGUCAAGUUCUUUUUUUGCUAAUAUCUCCAGAUUAUCAAGAAAAAAGUUAAGUCAACAAACAUCUUUCUUUUUAUAUACCUGAUUUCACUCUGAUUUUCUGAAAAAGGUCCAGAAAAAGUACAUUCAUCCUUAAAUUAUAAAUAGGAUAUUUAUAUUCUGUGGAGAAAAACAACUCCAAGUUUUAAAUGCACUAAAUAACCACAAGCCGUUGUGUAAAGGGUGAAAUUGGAUCUCCUGGCUACAUGAAAUGUUAGAGCAGUUUCAAGUUUUUGUAAUGACGUGUAUGUUAAAGAAAUUUAUUUCACAAACAAACAAACACGGAUUAACUCUGUUUACUUUCCAAUAAAAUAUUUUAAUAGAAGUAGCUCCCGAAGUUUUUAUUUACUUGGGAGAGACGAUUUACAAGCUAACUGUUUAUAAAACAAAAAUUUAGUACGUUAUCUUACUUCCUACGCGAUAGGAAGUCGGGCUGCUUAAAAAACACCGCCACAUCAUAACAUGUGAGUGUGUACAACUUCAUCACACAUGAAAGGUUCUUAUGUCUGACGUUAGCCUCAAACUUAGACCUGCUCUUCACAUCAUAAGUCCUGGAGACGAGCUUGUUUUAGCGUGUAACUAUAUUCAAGGCAAAACUCAGUUAAAAAGUAUCCUAUAAAAGAAGCAUUCACAUUUUUUUUUCUUGUUUUUAAAAGAAGAAGCAAAUUUGCAAAGAGAUCAAAGCAAAUUUUAGUCCAACAUAUUGAGAUAAGAAGGUCUUAUUAAAGUUGUUAUUAUCAGGACAUUUUUGUUAACACAGACCAUGACAGAGUUUAUUUAAUUCAUUGUUUAUAUUUUCCUAAGUUUGCUAACGCCAAUCAAAACAUUGUUAGCGAUAUUUUGUUCAGAGGGAAGGCGAAAAUACUUUAAAGGUGGAAGCUUUCGCGAUAAGUUUAAUUCCGCGUAAAAUUUGACUCUAUAAUAAUAUUUAUAAUUCGCGAACUUUAUGCUUGAAACAAAAAAUAGACCCGAGAAGAUCUCGCUGUGAAACAUGCUAUCGUUUGAUACGCAGGCAGAAACUUUCGCGAUUUUGGUCAUUUUCGCGAAAUUUUGUGCCUUUGGACUUAUAAAUCAGCAAAUAGCACAAGUUUUUCACGGGAAAAUCUUAAAGUUAUUUAUUUAUUUC
Molecule: messenger RNA, 5768 nt
Organism: Hydractinia symbiolongicarpus
Lineage: Eukaryota; Metazoa; Cnidaria; Hydrozoa; Anthoathecata; Hydractiniidae
Exons: 13
Coding region: 587-3337 (916 amino acids)
Source: RefSeq, a predicted model, not a curated record